Messenger RNA from Dichotomopilus funicola, 1527 nucleotides. RefSeq names its product surface antigen-domain-containing protein. The transcript is spliced from 4 exons. NCBI's taxonomy places the organism in Eukaryota, Fungi, Ascomycota, Sordariomycetes, Sordariales, Chaetomiaceae. Bases 1 to 1527 code for a protein of 508 amino acids. The record is from RefSeq and is a predicted model, not a curated record. Gene Ontology annotation, biological process: protein insertion into mitochondrial outer membrane. Gene Ontology annotation, cellular component: outer membrane.
AUGGCGAGCUCCUUUGGGUUUGGAGGCAGUAAUGCCGUCACCAAAGCCGGAACUACCUCUGUCAACACAGCGCAGACCCAUAUGCUCGACGAACAUGUUUUGACUCCAGCGUCGAUCAAUUCCAUAGAAUUACAUGGCGCCGUCAACACUAGGAGGAGUUUGCUGGAUCACGUCCUCAACCCCGUGGUAGAAGAGGCCGCAGCUCAGGGAACGACGCUGGGGCAGGUCUUGGAUCACAUUGGAGCCGCGACCAAGAAGCUUGCUCGUUUUGAUAUCUUCAAGGAGGACGGAUUCAGCGUCUUCCUCUCCGAAGCCCCACGCCCCGACUCGGGCGUCCCAGCGGACAGGACCGAACUCGACAUCUCGAUCCGCGUGAAGGAGAAAUCGCGCUUGGUGUUUAGCGCGGGAACGGACUUUGGGAACACGGAGGGCUCGGCCUAUACCAAUGCUGUAGCACGCAACGUUUUUGGAGGUGCCGAGACCCUGUCUGUGAACGCCAGUGCUGGGACACGCACAAGAUCGGCCUACAACGCUACGCUCUCAGCGCCCGUCAAUGGCAAUCCCGAUCUUCGGCUUUCGGCUGAAGCCUUGCGCUCCGUAACGCAGAAACCCUGGGCGUCACACGAAGAACAACUCACCGGGGGGAACCUUCGGCUGGCUUGGUUGAACGAGAAUAGUGACACCCACGCUGUCGUCUAUUCGGCCGCCUGGAGGCAACUGACCGGGCUGGCCGCGACCGCCUCGCCUACCGUUCGGGCGGAUGCCGGUGAUUCGUUCAAGAGCUCGCUAACCCACACAUUCACCCGCGACCGCCGCGAUAAUCCGAUGCUCCCCCAAAGCGGCUAUCUCCUGCGUUCCAUCUCCGAGUUGGCCGGUUGGGGUCCUCUGACCGGUGAUGUUUCUUUCGCCAAGACAGAAGUAGAAGCGACGGGCGCGCUACCCGUGUCGGUCCCUGGCGUUCAAGGAAACUCUGGUGUCUUCGUUAGCGGUGGCUUCCGCAUGGGUGUGUUGUACCCGCUGCCUUUAGGUUACUCCCUCACCGGCUUAACUCAGCCGAGCCGUAUCAACGACCGUUUCCAGCUCGGUGGUCCGACCGAUGUUCGUGGAUUCAAACUUGGUGGACUUGGCCCGCACGACGGUGUUGAUGCAGUGGGAGGAGAUGUUUAUACCGCUGGCAGCGUUAAUGCCUACCUUCCGCUCCCUCGCACGGGGCCCGACUCACCCCUACGGUUGCAGCUCUUCGCCAACGCGGGACGGUUGGUGGCGAUCAAUAGCAGCACAGGGAAGAAGUCAAAAGAGGGCAACAGGAAAACCCUAAGCAUGAGCUCAGCUGCUGUGCUCAAGGGUGUCGGGUCAGCUCUCAGUGAGCUCACCAACGGCGUACCGAGCCUGGCCGCGGGCAUUGGGCUAGUGUAUGCGCAUCCAGUGGCGAGAUUUGAGCUGAACUUUAGCUUGCCCCUGGUGCAAAGGAAAGGGGAGGAGGGCCGAAAGGGGUUCCAGGUUGGCGUGGGCAUCAACUUUCUGUAG